This is a messenger RNA of Pelodiscus sinensis (Chinese soft-shelled turtle), 4211 nucleotides long. Lineage: Eukaryota; Metazoa; Chordata; Testudines; Trionychidae. The record is from RefSeq and is a predicted model, not a curated record.
GCACCAAUGGAGCCGCAUGGACGUGACACAUGGGAAUUUCUGACAUAGCUCUUCCCACUCUGACCUUGACGGACACAAUAAAAAGGGGCUUUGCCGCAGGCCUGCAGCCAUUCAGUCCGAUAGCCAAGUGCUCCCAAGUCUUUGGCGUCUUUCUUUGCUGCUGCCCAGCCAGCACCAUGUCAAUGCGGGACAUGACCGAGUUCGGGGAGGCUGCCGACUACCUCCGCAAGAGCUACACGGAGCAGCUCAAGCUUCAGACCAUCCCGUUCGAUGGGAAGAAGCGAGCGUGGAUCCCAGAUGACAAGGAAGCCUACAUUGAGGUUGAAAUCAAAGAAUCCUCUGGUGGCAAAGUCACCGUGGAAACCAAAAAUAAAGACAUUCGGGUGGUCAAGGAAGACGACAUCCAGCAGGUGAACCCCCCCAAGUUUGAUAUGAUUGAGGACAUGGCCAUGCUCACGCACCUCAACGAGGCCUCGGUGCUGUACAACCUGAAGCGCCGCUACGCCCACUGGAUGAUCUAUACCUAUUCAGGCCUGUUCUGCGUCACCAUAAACCCCUACAAGUGGCUGCCAGUCUACACCGCGCCCGUGGUGGCAGCCUACAAGGGCAAGCGGAGGUCGGAGUCCCCGCCCCACAUCUACUCCAUCGCGGACAACGCCUACAACGACAUGCUGCGCAGUAAGCCCCCCUCUUCUGUUACCCUAAGCGGAGAAUCUGGUGCUGGUAAGACUGUAAACACCAAGCGAGUCAUUCAGUACUUUGCCAUUGUAGCGGCCUUGGGCGACACGCCGGGCAAGAAAGGACAAGCUCCUGCCACUAAAACUGGGGGUACCCUCGAGGAUCAAAUCAUCGAGGCAAACCCGGCAAUGGAAGCCUUCGGCAACGCCAAAACCCUGCGCAACGACAACUCCUCGCGCUUUGGCAAGUUCAUCCGCAUCCACUUUGGCCCGUCCGGGAAACUGGCCUCAGCCGACAUCGAUAUCUACUUGCUGGAAAAGUCCAGAGUGAUCUUCCAGCAGCCCGGCGAGAGGAGCUACCACAUCUACUACCAGAUCCUGUCGGGGAAGAAACCCGAGCUCCAGGACAUGCUGCUGCUCUCGCUCAACCCCUACGACUACCACUUCUGCUCACAAGGCGUCACCACGGUGGACAACCUGGACGACGGCGAGGAGCUCAUGGCCACAGACCAUGCCAUGGACAUCCUGGGCUUCAGCAACGAGGAGAAGUACGGCUGCUAUAAGAUAGUGGGCGCCAUCAUGCACUUCGGGAACAUGAAGUUCAAGCAGAAGCAGCGGGAGGAGCAGGCGGAGGUUGCAGGUGCCGACAAGGCCGCCUACCUCAUGGGGAUCAGCUCAGCUGACCUCAUCAAGGGGCUGCUCCACCCCCGCGUGAAAGUCGGGAACGAGUACGUGACCAAAGGCCAGAACGUGGAGCAGGUGGUCUAUGCCGUCGGGGCCUUGGCCAAAGCCACCUACGACCGCAUGUUCAAGUGGCUGGUGCUUCGGAUCAACAAAACCCUGGACACCAAGCUGGCCAGGCAGUUCUUCAUCGGCGUGCUGGACAUCGCAGGCUUCGAGAUCUUCGAGUUUAACAGCUUCGAGCAGCUCUGCAUCAACUUCACCAACGAGAAGCUGCAGCAGUUCUUCAACCACCACAUGUUCGUGCUGGAGCAGGAGGAGUACAAGAAGGAGGGGAUCGAGUGGACCUUCAUCGACUUCGGCCUAGACCUGCAGGCCUGCAUCGACCUCAUCGAGAAGCCGCUGGGGAUCCUCUCCAUCCUGGAGGAGGAGUGCAUGUUCCCGAAGGCCUCCGACAUGUCCUUCAAGGCCAAGCUGUACGACAACCACAUCGGCAAGUCGCCCAACUUCCAGAAGCCGCGGCCGGACAAGAAGCGCAAAUACGAGACGCACUUCGAGCUGGUGCACUACGCCGGCGUGGUGCCCUACAACAUCGUGGGCUGGCUGGAUAAGAACAAAGACCCCCUGAACGAGACCGUGGUGGGCGUCUUCCAGAAGUCGCAGAACAAGCUCCUGGGCAGCCUGUACGAGAACUACGUGAGCUCCUCCUCUGACGAGCCGCCGAAGGCCGGGGUCAAGGAGAAGCGCAAGAAGGCAGCUUCCUUCCAGACUGUGUCCCAGCUCCACAAGGUAAGAAAUGGCCACACCAAGGUCUUCUUCAAAGCUGGCCUGCUGGGCCUCCUGGAGGAGAUGCGGGACGAGCGCCUGGCCAAGAUCCUGACCAUGCUGCAGGCCAGAAUCCGGGGGCGGCUGAUGCGCAUUGAGUAUCAGAAGAUCAUCAGCCGGAGAGAAGCAAAUUACCAUGAUCCAGGAGAAGAACGACCUGUCGCCGCCGUCAAGAACUGGUCCUGGAUGAAGCUUUUCUUCAAGAUCAAGCCGCUGCUCCGGUCGGCUCAGACGGAGAAGGAGAUGGCCACCUUGAAGGAGGAGUUCCUGAAGCUGAAGGAAGCUCUGGAGAAGUCCGAGGCGAAGAGGAAGGAGCUUGAAGAGAAGCAAAUUACCAUGAUCCAGGAGAAGAACGACCUGUCGCUCCAGCUCCAAGCGGAACAGGACAACCUGGCCGAUGCCGAAGAGCGCUGCGACCUGCUGAUCAAAGCCAAGAUCCAGCUGGAGGCCAAGGUGAAGGAGCUGACGGAGCGCCUGGACGACGAGGAGGAGAUGAACGCGGACCUGACCUCCAAGAAGCGCAAGCUGGAGGACGAGUGUGCCGAGCUGAAGAAGGACAUUGACGACCUAGAGAUCACGCUGGCCAAGGUGGAGAAGGAGAAGCACGCCACAGAGAACAAGGUGAAAAACCUGAUUGAAGAGAUGGCGGCGCUGGACGAGAUCAUCGCCAAGCUGACGAAGGAGAAGAAGGCCCUGCAGGAGGCGCAUCAGCAGGCCCUGGACGACCUGCAGGCUGAGGAGGACAAAGUCAACACACUGACCAAGGCCAAAGUCAAACUGGAGCAGCAAGUGGAUGAUCUGGAAAGCUCCCUGGAGCAGGAGAAGAAGAUCCGCAUGGACCUGGAGCGGGCAAAGCGCAAGCUGGAAGGAGAUCUGAAGCUGACGCAGGAGUCUGUCAUGGAUCUGGAGAACGACAAGCAGCAACUGGAGGAGAAACUCAAAAAGAAGGAGUUUGAGACGAGCCAGCUGAAUUCCAGGAUUGAAGAUGAGCAAGUUCUUGGGGCCCAGCUGCAGAAGAAGAUCAAGGAGCUGCAGGCCCGCAUUGAGGAGCUGGAGGAGGAGCUGGAGGCAGAGCGGGCGGCCAGGGCCAAGGUGGAGAAGCAGCGCGCGGAGGUGGCGCGGGAGCUGGGGGCCGCGGCCCUGCGCAAGAAGCACGCCGACUCGGUGGCCGAGCUGGGCGAGCAGAUCGACAACCUGCAGCGGGUCAAGCAGAAGCUGGAGAAGGAGAAGAGCGAGAUGAAGAUGGAGGUGGACGACCUGUCCUCCAACGUCGAGUAUCUCACCAAGAACAAGGUGAGGGGCCUGCGGGGGGCUCGGGUGCCCCAGAGCAGCAGGGAGCUGAGCCGACUGCUGGAGGAGAAGGAGUCCUUCAUAAACCAGCUGAGCCGCGGCAAGACCUCCUUCACCCAGACCAUCGAGGAGCUCAAGAGGCAGCUGGAAGAAGAGACCAAGGUCAGCUGGGGAGGGCCUAGCGCUCCUGGGGCGGGAGCCUCACAGGCCAGCCCUGAAGGGAGCCGCGGAGCCCGGCAGGGCCCUAGAGAGGGCUGGAAAAGGCCGCUCCACCCCACGGCGGCCAUGAUGGCGGAGGAGCUGAAGAAGGAGCAGGACACCAGCGCGCACCUGGAGCGCAUGAAGAAGAACAUGGAGCAGACCAUCAAGGACCUGCAGAUGCGCCUGGACGAGGCCGAGCAGAUCGCACUCAAGGGGGGCAAGAAGCAGAUCCAGAAGCUGGAGGCCAGGGUGCGCGAGCUGGAGGGGGAGCUGGACGUGGAGCAGAAGAAGAUGGCUGAGCUCCAGAAAGGCAUCCGCAAGUACGAGAGGAGGGUCAAGGAGCUGACCUACCAGGUACAGCAGUGCCAGGGCCCCAGCCUGACCCCCGCCGGCCAUGGGGAGCCCCCCAAGCACAGUGCACAUUUUCUGUGGGAAAGCCCCCGGCCUCGCCCCACUCAGCCCAGCGCCACACAGGGCCCCCGGCCUCUCGACUCGCUGCUGGGGGGCCCAGGCCUGGAUUUGCAAGGGCCCGCCUAG